AUGGCGUCGGCCACAAAUUCCUCCAAACGGCCGUCAGCUUGGCUCCCCACAGAAAUCUGGCUUCGGAUCCUGAAAAUACUGAAUCGGGAUGACCGUUCCUCUCUUAAACGCGUUGCCAUGACCAGUCAUCAACUACUUCGGAUUGACCCCACGAGUCCAAAGAUUUCGUUCUAUCAAAGCCAGGCCCCGUCCUACUCGAUUCUGUCGACAUGCGAUCCCUUUCGUGAACUUUCUGAAUGGGAUGUCGACUUGAUCUGCAAUCUGUUUGAAUUAGCCGAAAGACUUGAUGAUUUCUACUGGUGGCAUGAGAAAUACAUGCCCGGGAUAAUACUGUAUCGGCUUUACAAACAUCGUCCCCAGGUGAAAGUUCAUAUUGCCAGCUCCAAGAUCGUGAUAUGUCAGAAGAUCCACCCAAAGCACACAUCAGCCCCUCAAUUCUCUCUCAUACGGUCUGUCUCGGCUCGUUGGAACCUUGGAGAAUAUGACAGCCCGAUCAAGCCAGACUCAGCUGCGAAUUACCCAGCCCACUUGAAAGAUAUCAUCUGCCGGUGCCCGAAUCUCGAAACCUUAAGAUUGAUCAAGGAACUAGAAUGGCGACGAGGAUUCAGUGGAAUUCACCCUUUCCAGGCGAGAGUAGAGGAGGAAGGGGAGAGGAACGACAGAGGGCUGAUCACUCUCAAAGAAGGAGAUGUUCUGCCUCGAAUCAAAAACCUCCAUUUUCAAUCUAUGAGAUUUGGACCAUCGCAGAGCGUGCUAUGGGCCACGCAGCUGCAGUGGCAGAGUCUUAGAUCUCUAUCGCUGAUAGGGAUAGAUUGGACUCACCUGCUGCCUAAGAUCACUGGCUGCUUUCGUGAUCUAGAUUGUUUGGAAAUCAGCGUACCUGAUCCUUCUUUGCGGUACCGCAUAAGGAAUCAGGAUCUUCCCCCUGCAUAUUUCGAGCAGAUGGAUCAGCUUCAAAGUUUCUUAGGAGCACUUCCACCUUUGACAACGUUCAUAGGCUAUGGCCUACCGCAGGCAUCGUUAGCAGUGUUAGCAGGUCAUUCUGCCGGAUCCUUACAACACCUCCGGUUUAGAGUCCCAUUGAAUGUCGCCGAGUUUUGGGGACCGGAAAUAUUGACCAUUGAACGUUCAUUUUCCGCCAGUAUCGAAGACCUUGUUGAUUUACCCAAUAAAUUUCCAAAAUUGCAAUCCCUUGGCCUGAGCAUUUACUGGACCAACGAUGAGUGGUUGUGGAUGAAGCCCAACUUUAAGGGAUUGAUAUUGCCACAUGAUCUCCUUAUCAUCAUUUCUCGCCUAAGCAACAUCAAGCAUCUUGAAUUAAAUCACCGGGACAUUUACUGGAGUACUGAUAAUACCACUCCUUGGCCCUAUACUAACCUCACUGAAGCCAGUUGCCGUACCCUUAUUCAAUCCCUCGACGCUAUGGACACUGAGCUCCUCUCAUUGGAUAUAGUGAUAGGCGACUGGUAUCCCUUUGGGUGCUUUGGGAGGUGUUGCUGGGACGGCCUUGAGUCGUUCAUUACUGGGGAACGCGACCAGGCGGGAUGCAUGCAAUUUACCAAGUUCCGCCAGUUCGAGCCAGAGGAUGAACUCAUUUACGUUGGUGAAACCCCUCCGCGGGUAUCGCCGCGAUCUUUGAAAGGGGAAUGGUCAGAUGAUUUGCGGCUUAACAUCGAGAGCAGAAAGAUUCGUUUUUGGUAUGAGAGGUUCAAGGAAUGA
This is a messenger RNA of Penicillium pulvis, 1719 nucleotides long. RefSeq lists its product as uncharacterized. The transcript is spliced from 6 exons. The record is from RefSeq and is a predicted model, not a curated record. Lineage: Eukaryota; Fungi; Ascomycota; Eurotiomycetes; Eurotiales; Aspergillaceae. Bases 1 to 1719 code for a protein of 572 amino acids.